Molecule: messenger RNA, 1350 nt
Organism: Phycodurus eques (leafy seadragon)
Lineage: Eukaryota; Metazoa; Chordata; Actinopteri; Syngnathiformes; Syngnathidae
Exons: 10
Coding region: 1-1257 (418 amino acids)
Source: RefSeq, a predicted model, not a curated record
AUGACGGCACACUUCCGACGGUCGUGGUGCAUCGGAGACGGUAUGUUUCUCAUUGACAUCGCCACUCCCACCGCACUUGACUUCUCCACGACCCCCGUCCUGCAUGCUUCCGAAUCUCCUGCUCUCCUGUCCUAUCUUGUCCUGUCCUCCGCUCACAGGGUGGAGCACGACCGAGCCGCGCUGGCGUGGUGCCCGCUGGUCUUGAGUUUGCUGGGCGCAGGCGCGGCGCUGGUGUGUCCCGACGGCGCCGCCUGCCACGACGGAAGCACGUGCUGCGAGGACGUCAUGGGCCGAUACGGGUGCUGCCCCUUGCCCAGCGUGAGUCCACGCUCGCGCCGUGUGCUGCUCCGACGGCCUCCACUGCUGCCCGCGCGGCACCGCGUGCGACCUGCGGCGCGCCACGUGCGCCAACACGACGGCGUCGCUCCCCUGGACGAGGUCGCUUCCUCCCGAGCGGAGCGGGCGAGGGUCGGCCGUGAUGUGCCCGGACCGGCAUUCCGAGUGCCCGGACGCCACCACGUGCUGCCAGCUCCCCGACGGCUCGUGGGGGUGCUGCCCACUGGCCAAGGCGGUGUGCUGCGACGACAAGCGCCACUGCUGUCCCGAGGGAACCGCCUGCGACCUCUCGCGGUCCAUAUGCGUGUCGGCGGGCAGAGACUGGCGAGGCUGGCGACCCCUGGUGGAAAAGCUUCCUGCCGGGCCCGGUCUCGGCGCUCCAGUGACGUGUCCCGACGAGACGACGUGCUGCCAAGUGAGCUCGGGCGCGUACGGCUGCUGCCCCGUGCCCGACGCCACGUGCUGCUCGGACCGCCUCCACUGCUGCCCUCACGGCACCGUGUGCAACUUGGCCGCCGGCACGUGCGACGAGGCCGCGGGCGAACGCCGCGACCCGGAGACCCGCGACGACCCGUCGGGCGCGGCUCCGCCGCUCCCCUGGCUCGCCGAGACGGUCGCCGUGACGACGGUGAACGCACGCGACGAGCGGACCGGCCGCCCGCCGCCGCAGGCAGUGUGCUGCGAGGACGGCUCCCGCCGCCGCCCCGCCGGGCACACGUGCAUCCCCCGCCGCUCGUCCCGCUCCCGAGGACGCCACGUGAUCCCCUGGCUCGCCAAAGCGCCCGCCGCCACGCGCCCGGCGGCCGUCGCCGACGUCAAGUGCGACGACAAGAGCAGCUGCGCGGCGGGCACUACCUGCUGCAAGCUGCCCACCGGGGAGUGGGGGUGCUGCCCGCUCGUCAAGGCUGUGUGCUGCGCUGACCGCGAGCACUGCUGCCCACAGGGGUACUCGUGCAACAUGGAGACGGGCACGUGCGAGAAGAAGACGCACGUGGCGCCGGAGGUCGUGCCCUG